Molecule: messenger RNA, 536 nt
Organism: Tarenaya hassleriana
Lineage: Eukaryota; Viridiplantae; Streptophyta; Magnoliopsida; Brassicales; Cleomaceae
Exons: 3
Coding region: 1-507 (168 amino acids)
Biological process (GO): regulation of transcription by RNA polymerase II
Cellular component (GO): RNA polymerase II transcription regulator complex
Molecular function (GO): DNA-binding transcription factor activity, RNA polymerase II-specific; RNA polymerase II transcription regulatory region sequence-specific DNA binding; protein dimerization activity
Source: RefSeq, a predicted model, not a curated record
AUGGAGGAAGAGAGAGAAACUUCAUCGUUGUUGAGGGAACAGCGUAAUCUCAGAGAGAAAGACAGAAGAAUGCGCAUGAAACAUCUCUUCUCUCAUCUCUCUUCUCUUGUCUCCAACAAAAGGUUACCGGUGCCACAGCUGAUAGACGAAGCAACUAUUCGGAUGAAACAGCUGAAAGAAAGGGUGAGAGAGCUGAAGCAGAAGAAGGAGAGAUUGUUAGGAGGAAGAGUAGAGGAGGAGAAUCGGCUACGCUUCUCGCCGAGCCUUCACGUCAGUGCUCGGGAAUCCACCGUCGAACUCAACCUCAUCAUCGGUCCCGACGCCAUGAACUUUGCACUUCUCAGAAUCAUGACUGCUCUUGAAGAAGAAGGAGCUGAAAUUAUGAGUGUCAAUCUUCAUAACAUGGAACACAAGACCAUUUGCACAAUCAUUGUCAAAGCUAUUAUUUCUCGGAUAGGUAUUGAUGCGUCAAGGAUCGAGAAGACAGUAAGAGAUAUAAUCCUUUGAUACAAACGUUGGGUUGUAUACUAGUUAAA